Molecule: messenger RNA, 3083 nt
Organism: Vollenhovia emeryi
Lineage: Eukaryota; Metazoa; Arthropoda; Insecta; Hymenoptera; Formicidae
Product: aquaporin AQPcic-like
Exons: 5
Coding region: 353-1189 (278 amino acids)
Biological process (GO): transmembrane transport
Cellular component (GO): plasma membrane
Molecular function (GO): water channel activity
Source: RefSeq, a predicted model, not a curated record
CAGUCCUCACGCGAGAAAUUCACCGGACAUUAUAUGAACACGAAACGUACUUUUUGCUCGUCAUCGUACAUUGCAUCGUACGCCGCGAGAAAAACUGCAGGCUUUCUACCUUUUCAGUGCAAUUGAUUUAUGGAAAUUUCACUGCUCGCGCACCGCCGCUAUUAGAGAUCGUUGAAAUUUGCGGUGCGCGGGUAAUUUUCUGAUACUUUUCCGUGUCGAAUCAUCGAAAUAAAUUGCCUCUUCGCGAUCCUAUACUGCUCAGUUAUGAAGUGCAGUCCUCAGUUACGAGGUGCAAAAAAAAAUGAAUAGCGGGAUGCAAAAGAUUUAAGCGUCUAAUUUGCUAAUUAUACAAAUGUAUACAAGGAAAGUUACGAGUUGCAUCGAACGUGCAAUACUUCCUGGGCUGAAGAAGACGGAGGAAGGUAGUACGUGGGACAAUUUUCUGGCUGUCCUGGGAGAAGUGAUUGGAACAGCAAUUCUAAUCUUUCUGGGAUGCACGAUAGGCUUGGGCAGUAUGAAGCCGUAUAAUGAAAUUGGGCCGCCGUCUGUCCUACAAGUUUCUCUGGCUUUCGGUCUCGCUGUUAUGAUCGCUAUACAGUGCGUUGGCCACAUCAGUGGCGCUCACCUCAAUCCCUCUAUUACAGUCGCCUCGGUGAUUUUCGGCAACACGACCCUUAUGAUGGCUGGAUUCUACGUCGUUGCACAAUGCUUGGGUGCCCUGCUAGGCUACGGCUUGCUAAAGCUGAUAACACCGCCUUAUCUUGUGCACAACGGUAACUCAACCGCAACCAAAUCAUUCUGCAUGACGGUCCUUAACGACGAACUGAAUAGCGCCCACGGAUUCGCGACUGAGGCUCUAGCCACAGGUAUAUUAGUCUUCUUCGCCUGCAGCAGUUGGGACUCGCGAAACGCGAAGAACAGCGAUUCGAUGGCAUUGAAAUUCGGCCUCUGCAUCACCGUGUUGUGUCUUGCCUUCAUCCCCUACACCGGCUGCAGUCUGAACCCCGCCAGAACGUUCGGGCCAGCAGUCUGGAACGGCUACUGGACAAGCCACUGGAUGUACUGGCUGGGACCGAUCACGGGCGGUGUUGUCGCGGCUAUGCUCUAUCGGUGCCUAUUCUCGCCCGAAACGAAAAAUCAAGAGAACACCACGCAGGACGUGGCAACUUUAAACGGCACCGAGACGUAAACGGAAUCCGAGCGAAAUUGCAUUCCGGUCGUCGGUGUUUCACAAAUUGAACGAGAAAUCCUGAUCGCACUGGUAUUUUCCCCGGUUAAGAAAAAGGACGUUGCAAAAGUUGCGGCGAAAGAAACUCUCGUGCGGAGCGAUGGAAGCAGAUCGGAGGGGCUUCGAACUUUACGGAUUUCCACUUUCAAGGCGCUCGGAAAUGUCCCAUUCGAAAAUCUUGUAACCGAAGGAUCGCAACGCAUCGAAGGACUGCCGAUACAAGGACAAGGACUUCCGCGUCGUAGACUGAUGUGAUGGAUUACUUUUGUACAAAAAUACGAUAUACCUAUAAUAUUAGGUAAGGCGCCGCGUGACGUUAGCUUUAGUUGCGGUACACGCAAAAUUUCUGGCAUGUUUGUUAUAGUAUAAUUAUAGUCUAGUUACUUUGUUCGCGUCACGGCCUCGCGAAACACCGUAGAAAUGCAUUUCACAUGAAGAGCGGACAAAAUAUAAAUUAAAAAUUAUUCUUAUUCCGACAUUUUUUUUAAUUAUUUCACCGUAAGAGGACACAGAAUGCCGUAGCAAACGCGAGCCGGAGGAUAUCAUGAAAAAAUAAUGAAACAUUUUUGAAAACUUUAUUCCAAGAAUUAAAAUAUUAUAUACGAUGAAUAAUUGACGUUAAUAUGCAUUUCAAAUAUUUAUAUCGACAUACGUCUAUAGGAAUAUCGCCGAGAGCCGUGACGCAUAUUUAUAUAUUUAUAUUUUUGCUACGUAGUGUAUGUAGUCUUUUCACCGCCAGCACUUUCCAAGAAGAUCACUCUAUGUCGUCUAACACGAAGCGAAGCACCGGAAUAACGCAUAGUUUCGUCUUGUCUAGCAGUAUGCAGUUUCAAGUAUUAACUCUCUCUCCCGCUCAUCCCAUUCAUCCCUAUUUUGUCAUUAUUUUGUAACGCGAGGCGCACGCGUAGAAGACAAUCCCUGUCACGUGUAUCCCGCGGCCGGUCUCUCGCAGCGCUUUUUAUUAAUUAUUAGCGAAUUUAUGGAUUACAGACUCGGCUCGCUCGCUCGCAAUUCCACUAAAUUCGCCGUCAUUAUAUCGUACACGUACGCGAUGCAGCUCGUUAAGACCGACGUUGAGGUGGCUGCUCUCGCGCAGCAGCGUAACACCGGCCGACUCCCCCCACCCCCCUCCCUCUCCAUCUCUCUCUUUCUCUCUUAUCCCUGCUGCGACGAAAUUCGAAAUAACGGAAUUAGUCUCGGUGAAUUCAGGAAAUUACCUCCAUCGCCGUCGGUCGCGCCAAAGUUUUAAUUGUACUCGGUACAUAUCUAUACACGCGCGUGAGCGCGAGCGUGAGUGUCGUGACGCGUGUGUGUACGCGAUUGCAAUUACGUUCCGCGGCUUAAUGUACAUGUAAAUAUAAGAUACACACCUCGGACCAUCUCGCUCGCUUCCUCCCCGCUAACCCCUCUUGUAUAGAUAACAAUAACUUUAAGAGCCCGAGUGCGAAACCGCGCGGUAGAUUCUGGUCCGGAAUUCGCGCGCUUCGUUCGCGCGCGAGGCGAUGUCGGGGAUAAGAUCGAAUUUUGGAUUACACGACUGUUGCGUGUGUUCUGAAUUGUAAUGGGACACGGCUUUUCGAAUAAAUUACACACGAUGUAACGAGUGCUUUUCUCUCUCUCUCUCUCUUUCUCUCUGAGGCACAUCUUUGCUCCCCGAGCAAGUUUAUCAUAUGUUACAAGAAUUUUUACUCUACACCCUCAGAAAGGGUUACCGAGACAAAAAAUAUUCUGGACGCAUUUAUAUUUCUCACAACCAAGUAUAUGCGACUAAUUUUGGAUUACACGACUGUUGCGUGUGUUCUGAAUUGUAAUGGGACACGGCUUUUCGAAUAAAUUACACACGAUGUAACGAGUA